AGAGAACGGCAGGGAAGCUGCAGCGAGGGCUGGCAGCUGGCAGAGCCCUGAGCACCCAGCACCCAGCCCGGCUUGCAGCCCAAAGCCUGGAGAGAGGCUGCUGCGCCAUUGACCUGUGGACUCCAGAGACUCCCGCUGUGCAUUCCUCUGAUCUGGAAGGUUUCCUGAAUUACGUGACGAGAAACCUGGGUUCGAGUCCUAACUUGUCACCAACUUCCUGAGUGACCUGGGCUGGUCCCGUCCCCUCUUGGAAUCUCUGUCUUCCAUCUCUUCAGCGAAGGGGUUGAUUUAUAAGGGUGUUUUCUGCUCUGACACUGUGAUUUGAAUUCUGUGUUUCCACAUGAUAUUCGAGAAGUCUGGCCGGAAGGAUGGAAUCUGAAAUGACAAUGGUUCUGGACUGGGCUUUGUGCUCAGCCCAGCUCAUCUUUGCCUGAGACCUAGGAGUGGCCCCAGGCUCUCCUGAUGUGCCACCACGCUUGGCAUCUGCUCCUCUCCCUGCCCCCAUAUUCCCAUGCUCUGAAGGGGAGUUCUCUUUCAUAGCAAAUCCGAGAGGAGCCGAGGAGCCAGGUCCUUUGUUCCAGACCCAGAAGCAGCCAUGGGGACCUGUGACAUUGUGACUGAAGCCAAUAUCUCAUCUGGCCCUGAGAGCAACACCACGGGCAUCACAGCCUUCUCCAUGCCCAGCUGGCAACUGGCACUGUGGGCCACAGCCUACCUGGCCCUGGUGCUGGUGGCCGUGACGGGUAAUGCCAUCGUCAUCUGGAUCAUCCUGGCCCAUCGGAGGAUGCGCACAGUCACCAACUACUUCAUCGUCAAUCUGGCGCUGGCUGACCUCUGCAUGGCUGCCUUCAAUGCCGCCUUCAACUUUGUCUAUGCCAGCCACAACAUCUGGUACUUUGGCCGUGCCUUCUGCUACUUCCAGAACCUCUUCCCCAUCACAGCCAUGUUUGUCAGCAUCUACUCCAUGACCGCCAUUGCUGCCGACAGGUACAUGGCCAUCGUCCACCCCUUCCAGCCUCGGCUUUCAGCUCCCAGCACCAAGGCGGUUAUUGCUGGCAUCUGGCUGGUGGCUCUCGCCCUGGCCUCCCCUCAGUGCUUCUACUCCACCGUCACCAUGGACCAGGGUGCCACCAAGUGCGUGGUGGCCUGGCCCGAAGACAGCGGGGGCAAGACGCUCCUCCUGUACCACCUCGUGGUGAUCGCCCUCAUCUACUUCCUGCCGCUCGCGGUGAUGUUUGUAGCCUACAGCGUCAUCGGCCUCACGCUCUGGAGGCGCGCAGUGCCCGGACAUCAGGCGCACGGUGCCAACCUGCGCCACCUGCAGGCCAUGAAGAAGUUUGUGAAGACCAUGGUGCUGGUGGUGCUGACGUUUGCCAUCUGCUGGCUGCCCUACCACCUCUACUUCAUCCUGGGCAGCUUCCAGGAGGACAUCUACUGCCACAAGUUCAUCCAGCAAGUCUACCUGGCACUCUUCUGGUUGGCCAUGAGCUCUACCAUGUACAAUCCCAUCAUCUACUGCUGUCUCAACCACAGGUUUCGCUCUGGAUUCCGGCUUGCCUUCCGCUGCUGCCCAUGGGUCACACCCACCAAGGAAGAUAAGCUCGAGCUGACUCCCACGACCUCCCUCUCCACGAGAGUCAACAGGUGUCACACUAAGGAGACUUUGUUCAUGGCUGGGGACACAGCCCCCUCCGAGGCUACCAGUGGGGAGGCGGGGCGUCCCCAGGAUGGAUCAGGGCUAUGGUUUGGGUAUGGUUUGCUUGCCCCCACCAAAACUCAUGUUGAAAUUUGAUCCCAAUGUGGCAGUGUUGGGAGGUAGGGGUUAGUGGGAGGUGUUUGGGUAUUGGGGAUGGAUCCCUUAUGAAUAGAUUAAUGCCUUCCAGUUGAAGUGAAUCAUCACUCUUGUGGGAAUGGACUAGUUCCCAAAAUAACAAGUUGUUAGAAAGAGUGUGGUGUCCUCAGUUUCCCUGUCUUGCUUCCUCUCUCACCAUGUGAUCUCUUUGCACACAACACUUCCCUUCCACUUUCCACCAUGACAAGAAGCAGCCUGAGGCCUUCACCAGAUGCAGCUGCCCAAUCUUGGAUAUUCCAGCCACCAGAAUCAUGAGCCAAAUAAACCUCUUUUCUUUAUAAAUUACCUAGUCUCAGGUAUUCCAUGAAAGCAACACAAAUGGACUGAGAUAGGUGCCUAUUGAACCCUGAAGCCUUGUGCCUGGCUGCAGAAUGAGGUGUAGCACCCUUUGAGAAGUAGCCAAUCGAGAAGACCACAUCUGAAAGUUCAGCUCAUGCCCCAUCCUUCAGUAUACCAAUACAAAGACAACAUGGGGCCAGAACUCCAGAAAGGAUGCUGACUUUAAGAGGACUCAGCCACCCAUCUCAGAGAGCACUUCAGAGGAUCCAGUAAGGGUCAGAAAAGACAGUGUAAGCUGAUAUUUAUCUAAUUUAAGAGAUGCAAGCUCAAAUGCCUUCCUGGGGCAUACAAGAAUAUGUAUAAAAGAAAAACUGCAAAUGUGAUGAUAAAAGGCAACUGACUUCCACCCUCAGUUUGAGCUAAUAGGGAAUGGUGGGGGCCAUGGCAACCUGGAGAGGACAGGCAUUCAAAGGGGACAAGAACUACUCAGCUCUGGACAAACGUUGCCACAUGAUAAUGGGAGCCCACUGUUGCUAGAUCUUCUAAAUCUUUCAAGAGAAGCUAUAAAUCCACAUUUGUAUGUG
Homo sapiens (human) is the source of this 2715-nucleotide messenger RNA. RefSeq names its product tachykinin receptor 2 (gene TACR2). The transcript is spliced from 5 exons. Gene Ontology annotation, biological process: regulation of smooth muscle contraction; positive regulation of monoatomic ion transport; operant conditioning. The record is from RefSeq and is marked validated. Gene Ontology annotation, molecular function: substance K receptor activity; tachykinin receptor activity; G protein-coupled receptor activity. Gene Ontology annotation, cellular component: membrane; plasma membrane. The coding region runs from base 596 to 1792 and encodes 398 amino acids. NCBI's taxonomy places the organism in Eukaryota, Metazoa, Chordata, Mammalia, Primates, Hominidae.